AUGAAGACAUAUAUCAGGGAAAGGAGAUUGGGAGAGGGGACGUACGCCGUGAUAUACCUAGGAUACAGGGCCCUUCCUCAGGAUAAACCUCUUGUAAGUUCGGGCACGAGAAUAGAAGAUGUUCCUGUGGCAAUAAAGAAGAUAAAGCCGACCAAAUACACACAAGGGCAUGAGAUAAGUGCCAUAAGGGAAAUCAAAUCUCUGAAGAGGAUAGAUAGUAAGUAUGUUGUCAGGCUGAUAGAUACCUUUGUAUAUGACAAGUGUGUCCAUAUAGUGCUGGAGUAUGUCGAGACUAAUCUUGAGAAUGUGAUACGGAAUUCAGAUAAAAUCAUCAUGCCUGGAGACAUCAAGGCAUGGAUAUUGAUGGUGCUAAGGGGAGUUUAUGAGUGCCACAGGCUAUUUAUAAUCCACCGGGACAUCAAGCCAAACAAUAUACUUAUUACGUCUGAAGGUAUGGUUAAGCUGGCUGACUUUGGACUUACCAGGGGGAUAGGAAACCGGAUGACACCGCAGGCCGUAACUAGAUGGUAUAGAGCGCCAGAGCUUCUCAUGGGGUCUCGAGACUAUGGAAGUCCCGUUGAUAUGUGGUCUGUCGGAUGUGUGUUUGCAGAACUGUUUUUAAGAGUUCCCCUGUUUGCAGGAGAUACAGACAUCCAGCAGCUGGAUAUGAUCUUUAGGGCCCUUGGAACGCCUGUGGAAAGGGAGUGGCCGGGAGUUUCCACUUUACCCGAGUUUCUUGAUUUUCAACAAUAUCCUAAGGCAUCUUUGAAUGGCCUAUUUUCUGCAGCAUCUUCUGAUGCAUUGGACCUGCUGGAAAAGCUCCUUACUUUGAAUCCGUGCAAUAGAAUCAGCUGCGAUGAUGCUAUAAAGCAUCCCUAUUUCAAGUCGUCACCUCCGCCCACACCCAUAGGAAAACUUCCUGUGUGA
Encephalitozoon cuniculi GB-M1 is the source of this 927-nucleotide messenger RNA. RefSeq lists its product as uncharacterized. Gene Ontology annotation, molecular function: cyclin-dependent protein serine/threonine kinase activity; ATP binding; RNA polymerase II CTD heptapeptide repeat kinase activity. Gene Ontology annotation, biological process: positive regulation of transcription by RNA polymerase II; protein phosphorylation. Bases 1 to 927 code for a protein of 308 amino acids. The record is from RefSeq and is marked provisional. Gene Ontology annotation, cellular component: nucleus; cytoplasm; transcription factor TFIIK complex. NCBI's taxonomy places the organism in Eukaryota, Fungi, Microsporidia, Unikaryonidae. The transcript has a single exon.